AUGACCACCGAAUGGCUCGACGAAGAGAGAGAACUACCGUUGCCAAGACAACAGAAAGGAAUCGAUCACACCCAAACAGAGCCGGUACGCGGAUAUUACGGCGUCAAGGACAUGUUCGCUUUUGAGAAUGUUGGUUUCACGAGGUCUUCAGAAGGGAAAAGAGUAUGUUCAUUGUGAUGAAGUGUUCAAAUCGUUCAUUUCUGUAAUUCAGUACUUGGUUUGUGGAGAGUGCGAGCAAGGACCAGUUGGAUUCGUAGACUCAGAAACGCAGAUGAACUAUGUUGCUCCGGCGAGGCUCGAUGUGGCACCACAAUAA
Caenorhabditis sp. 36 PRJEB53466 is the source of this 316-nucleotide messenger RNA. NCBI's taxonomy places the organism in Eukaryota, Metazoa, Nematoda, Chromadorea, Rhabditida, Rhabditidae. The record is from the annotation of a GenBank genome assembly.